Messenger RNA from Sphaeroforma arctica JP610, 1689 nucleotides. RefSeq lists its product as hypothetical. The record is from RefSeq and is a predicted model, not a curated record. Gene Ontology annotation, cellular component: cytoplasm. The annotation marks the transcript as partial. The transcript is spliced from 5 exons. Gene Ontology annotation, biological process: rRNA base methylation. Gene Ontology annotation, molecular function: rRNA (uridine-N3-)-methyltransferase activity. NCBI's taxonomy places the organism in Eukaryota, Ichthyosporea, Ichthyophonida.
CCCAAGUUUCAAGGUUUCUGUACAAUGUGAACGACGAGAUAUUACUAGUAGGAGAGGGCAAUUGCAGUUUCUCGCGGGCGUUAGUGGAAAAGUUCGAGGUUGGCGACAAAAUUACCUGCACAACAUACGACACAUAUGAUGUUUUGAAGACAAAAUAUGGUGACGAAGUCGAUGGAUUUAUUCAACAGUUGAUCGAUUCUAACGCGAGAGUACAACACGGAAUCGAUGCUACCAAGCUGCACGAAGCGAAAAAACUGGCGCGAUCCGGCGAAGAGACUGCGGUAUUCGAUACAAUCGUCUUCAACUUCCCACACACAGGUGCCGGAAUAAAGAACACGGAACGCAAUAUACUGGCCAACCAAGAGAUGCUGACUAACUUCUUCGAAAGCGCCUAUAAGGUUCUAUCCGAAAAGGGGGAGAUACACCUCACCAUCAAGCUGGGUGAACCAUACAGUCAAUGGCGAGUGGCAAAGCUGGCAGAACGAGCAACGGAUUUGUAUCUCAAGAAUUCCCAGCCGUUCGACUGCACUCUAUAUCCAGGCUACGAACACCGGCGUACCAUCGGAUUCGACGAGGGAAAGUCCAAAGCGGGCAAUCACGACAUCGAGAAGGGCGCGCGAACGUACGUGUUUGUGCGAGACACGGAACGUCGGAUACAGGAGCAGAAGGUCAAAGACCAUCCACGCAAUAAGAAACGCGAGCGCAAGGACAGCCGCGUGCAGGCGAAGAAGCGCACACACCACGACGACGAUAGCAGCGAUGACGGGGAGAGCGGUGAUAAGGGUGGCGAAGGGGACGAUCGACAGGAUAACGAUAUUCACAAGCAGUCCAACGCGUUUGAGAAAGUCAAGUUCACGAAGCUGGAGAUGAACGGGUUGAUGUAGAUACGCUUAGGUUUAAAGUUAGGGUCAGGGUUAGGGCUAGGGCUAGGGCGGGGGGUUUGUUUAGUGUUGAUGUGUAUGCUGUAGAGAUGUCGGUGGCGAGUGAGAGUGUAUGCUGGUGAGUACAUUAUAGUUGCCACUGAAGCAUGCGAGAUUGGGGGCGCGAGGGAACUUGCUUGGCUUGCUGAGAAGGCGCAGACACUGUUCGAGUUUGCUAUACAUUCCGUCAGCUGCUCACACGACGAUAUGCAGACACGCGCGCUCGUAUAGUCUUCACAAAAAGUGGUACUUUUCACUCAGGAUUGGACAGUGUCAGUAUAAGGAACAUAGGCUUUGACAUGCGAAUAUGAGAGGAUAUACAUGGAUACCAGAGCAUAGACCGACCCGACCGCAGCCAAGGUUCAGCACAGUUGUUGGGGCGUCCAUCAACGGGCUCAGAGGCAGCAGGAGUGUUCAGCAGCGCAUUUUGCACUGCCAUGUACGUGCAUUGCUUACUACCAGUGACUGUGUGUGCGUAUGAAUAUAAUUGUGGUAGCAUGGUAUCACAGAAACGGCGAGUACACCUGACAGGCUUCUCGGGUUGAGAGCGUCCUUUUGUAUUUUGCUGUUAUGUUGCUCCUGAUGACAGGGUAUGCGAGAGCACGAAUUAAGUAUAAGCUGUGCCAUACGUGACAGAUGGCCAGAUUGAUUUCUUGAAGUGGCUGCCUUCAAGAACACAUCGAGUGUCUGGCGAGGAGCUCGAUAUAAUGAUUACUCUAGGACGAUAUAUGGAAAACCGGUAAUUAAGAUAAAAUUAGAAUACCCCGGG